Molecule: messenger RNA, 2272 nt
Organism: Hevea brasiliensis (rubber tree)
Lineage: Eukaryota; Viridiplantae; Streptophyta; Magnoliopsida; Malpighiales; Euphorbiaceae
Exons: 16
Coding region: 110-1978 (622 amino acids)
Biological process (GO): DNA replication initiation; DNA replication
Cellular component (GO): alpha DNA polymerase:primase complex
Molecular function (GO): DNA binding
Source: RefSeq, a predicted model, not a curated record
GAAAUCCCUAAUUUAUUCACUCAGAAACAACAAUCUUCCCGCCAUUUUUUGCUUUUGCCCCCAAUUCUCUGCAACUCACAGGAAACCCUAGGGAGAGAUCUAGAACGACAUGGAAGGGGAGAUUAAAGAAGAAUUCAACAGAAGUGGGUUCACGCUAGACAACGAAGAAGAAAUUCUCAAGAAAUGCCUUACAUUCUGUAUAAAUUACAAUCUCAAACCAUCAGAUCUUGUUUCUAGCUGGGAGGUUUACUAUCUCAACAGGCAACUAGAUGAAUCAACGGUACAAAAUGCUGAAAUGGAUGGAUUUUUAUUGCACCUGCAGACUGAACAGAAAGAAGCGGUUCUUAAAGAGGAGCCUAAUUUGUACGUCUACUCUAGCAAAGAUGUGGACAUGAUUUUGAAUGAUGAGGAAGAAGAUGUAAAAGAAGUAAUUCCUGGCACUCCAACAGACAAGACUCUAAGGCUUGAUUCAGAACCAUUUGAUUCAACAGUCAAAUCAAAUGGAAAUGGUUAUUCCUCUGGAAAACCAUCAAAGCUUGUGACACCCUUUGGACGACGAACUGAUAAGUUUGUGGUCAAAUUCAACAUCAAUAAUCUGCCUGAUACAGAGAAUGGUGACAAUAAGCAUGCUCAUGAGAAUCUUGAGGAUGAUAUUAUUAAGAGAGUACAUCCGCGCACCAAGUGUUCCUUAGUAGUCCAUGGAUCUGGGCCAGAGCCAGGUUGCAGGUUCAUGUAUGACAGGAUUGAAGACCGGUUUAAUGCACUUGAGAACCGCGUUAGAAGGCAUGCGGCUUUGCUUUCUUCUUCUGGACUCUAUGAGGAACCGAUGGACCCUACAAUUGCCUCACAGAGAAAUGUGUUUGCUGUUGGAAUGAUCUGCUGUGAGGGAGAAGGUCAUUUGAAUGACAAGUCAAUCUUGUUGCAAAACAGCAGUGUUGAGCAUUCUGGAGGGCAGCGUGUUCGUUUGGACUUAAAUAAACUGAGCCAGUUCUCCAUUUUCCCUGGACAGAUUGUAGGUGUUGAAGGUCACAAUCCCAGCGGACAUUGUUUAAUUGCUUCAAAAGUGGUAGACUCUGUUCCUUCAUCAGCUUCUCCUGAUGAGGAUUUGCACCCUGCAAAGAAGCAAGCUUUGGAUCAGGAGAUUCAAUCAACUGAUUCAACCUAUACACAAAAAGAUAUAUCAAUGCUUAUUGCUUCUGGCCCUUUUACCACAACAGACAACUUAUUGUUUGAGCCUCUGACAGAAUUGCUGGCAUAUGCAAGCAGAAAGCCACCGCAGUUGCUUAUACUGCUGGGACCAUUUGUUGAUUCUGAGCAUCCAGAGAUUAGGAAAGGAACUGUAGAUAGGAGCUUUGAUGAGAUAUUUCAUAUGGAGAUUAUCAGAAGGUUGCAAGACUAUGUGGAAUAUAUGGGCUCUGAUGCACAUGUAUUAAUUGUGCCGUCUACACGGGAUGCUAACCAUGAUUUUGUUUUCCCACAGCCUGCUUUUGAAAUUCAUCCACCCAAUCUUAAACAUCAGAUAACCAGUCUCACGAAUCCGGGAAUCUUUGCUGCAAAUCAGGUCAGAGUAGGUUGCUGCACUGUGGAUAUUCUGAGACAGCUUAGUAGAGAGGAGAUGUCACGAAAUCUAAAAGAUGGAACACCCAGUGAUCGAAUGAGUAGACUUGCAAACCAUAUUCUUAGCCAGCGCAGCUUUUAUCCACUAUAUCCACCAGCAGAAGAUAUUCCACUGGAUUUUUCACUUGCUCCAGAAGCACUUUAUUUCACCUCAGUUCCUGAUAUUCUCAUCCUGCCUUCAGACAUGAAGUACUUUGUAAAGGUACUGUCCCUGGGUGGAGGAAGUGAAGGAGAAGAGCAAAUGAAAUGCAUUUGUAUAAACCCUGGAAGAUUGGCCAAAGGAGAAGGAGGGGGCACUUUUGUAGAGCUUAACUACCAUGGAGGUGCUGACAAGAUGAAUGCUUCAAUCAUAGGCAUAUAAUUAAAUCCUGGAUUGAAUUUCUCCAAGGCAUAUUUUGAUUUGGCAGCUGGCUUACAAGAAGAGUUCAAGAUCUGACAUACCUGGAGUUCAACUUAUCAGAUGAAUUAGUGAGUCCACAAAACUCCAUCCAUUACAGUAGAUUUGCAUCAGUGUAUAGUUUGGCCAAAUGAGCAGGGUCUCAUCAUUCCUUUGUUUUCUUUAUUUCUAAUGGCAAGCCCAUGAUCAGUAAUUUUUUUUUUUUUGUAAUAUUUGUACAAGUAAUUUGCUAUCAAUGUCAUUAUUUUAUUAAAUUCA